Molecule: messenger RNA, 690 nt
Organism: Pelobates cultripes (western spadefoot toad)
Lineage: Eukaryota; Metazoa; Chordata; Amphibia; Anura; Pelobatidae
Source: the annotation of a GenBank genome assembly
AUGGAGGAACUGUGCUCAGCUCACAACGCGGCGGCUGACAAACUCCAAGCCCUAGAAGCUGAUAAUGUGAAGCUGUGGCAGAAAAUGGCAGACACAGAAGAUAGGUCAAGAAGGAACAACGUGAGAUUCCGAGGAAUAGCAGAAUCUAUCCUGCCGGAUAAACUCUAUAGCUACAUCACCACCAUGUGUACUGUGCUGGCCCCUACAGUGAGUGCUAACGCUUGGGAGAUCGAUCGAGUGCAUCGACUACCGAAACCACCACGUCUCGCUCGGGACACCCCACGAGAUGUUAUUGCCCGCUUUCAUUAUUUUAAAUCUAAAGAUACCCUCCUCCAGGCGGCAAGGGCAACAAAUAACCUACCGGCACCAUAUGAAGGUAUACAACUAUACGCUGAUCUAUCGGCCCUGACGAUGGCCCGACGCAGAGACUUCUCCACAAUCACGAAAACGCUGCGCAAUCAUAAGUUGAACUACAGGUGGGGAUUCCCCACGAAAUUAUUGGUAUGGCGCAAUGGCAAAUUAUACGUGCUAGCCGACCCGGACCAAGGCCUCACCGUCCUGAAGGACUGGGGCCUAUGGGACCCCCAAGGCUCAGCCAACCCUCCAGGGUCUCCCCCCCCGCGUUUGCGACCAGAAUGGAAGAUGGUGGGACACCAGGACGCCAAGCCGACGCAGGGCACCAGCUCGUAA